GGCAAUGAAGUGGUCCGAGCACACUAGCGAAAAUCGAAGCCCACAACCCCGACAGCACUGCAUGUCGAAGUAUAGUGUCGACAAGAUCAACUAACACACAACAGCAGUCAAGAUGGUCGCCGCAAAGAAGCACGUCCCGAUCGUGAAGAAGCGCACUGCGCGCUUCAACCGCCACCAGAGCGACCGGUUCAUGCGCGUGGACCCCAGCUGGAGGAAGCCAAAGGGUAUCGACAACCGUGUCCGAAGACGUUUCAAGGGCCAGGCUGCUAUGCCAAAGAUCGGUUACGGUAGCAACAAGAAGACCCGUCACUUGAUGCCUUCCGGACACAAGGCUUUCCUUGUCAACAACACCCGCGAGCUCGAACUCCUCCUCAUGCACAACAGGACCUACGCCGCAGAGAUCGCCAGCGCCGUCUCAUCGAAGAAGCGGAUAGAAAUCGUCGCACGCGCCAAGCAGCUCGGUGUCAAGGUCACCAACGGCAAGGCCAAGAUCACCACCGAAUCAUAGAGGGUGUACGUUUCAGCAUUGUGAAUGGAAUUGAUGAUGAUGGGACUGCGAAUGGUGGUACUGGCGUCUGUUUCACGGUGCAUGGUUUAUCGUUUCAAUCAGGAAGGCCAUUUUCAU
Messenger RNA from Dissoconium aciculare CBS 342.82, 625 nucleotides. RefSeq names its product ribosomal protein L32e. The coding region runs from base 113 to 508 and encodes 131 amino acids. Gene Ontology annotation, molecular function: structural constituent of ribosome. The transcript is spliced from 4 exons. Gene Ontology annotation, cellular component: ribosome; cytosolic large ribosomal subunit. The record is from RefSeq and is a predicted model, not a curated record. Lineage: Eukaryota; Fungi; Ascomycota; Dothideomycetes; Mycosphaerellales; Dissoconiaceae. Gene Ontology annotation, biological process: translation.